Molecule: messenger RNA, 3445 nt
Organism: Diaporthe batatas
Lineage: Eukaryota; Fungi; Ascomycota; Sordariomycetes; Diaporthales; Diaporthaceae
Exons: 4
Coding region: 630-3101 (823 amino acids)
Biological process (GO): DNA-templated transcription; regulation of DNA-templated transcription
Molecular function (GO): DNA binding; DNA-binding transcription factor activity, RNA polymerase II-specific; zinc ion binding
Source: RefSeq, a predicted model, not a curated record
UGCAAGGUGCAAGGUGCAAGGUGCAAAAGGUGCAAAGGUGCAGUCGCAGUGGGUGGGCAGGCGUUUGAAGAGAGGGAAAGGGAACCCCUCCAAGCCCAAACCCAGAUCUUCCCUCACCAAGCCAUCCAUCCCGUCAUAUCCUCGACUCCUCCCCCUCCCCCAUCCACCUCCAACGCCGAUCUGUCAGUCUGCCUGUCAGUUUGUCAGUCUGCCAGUCUGUCCAGCCAGCCAAGGUAGAGCCAGUGCGUGUGGCCUUGACAACUGACCUCUUUGCGCGCUGCGCCCUCCCAAAGUCAAUCGGCCCCGGCCCCGAGCCGCCCACCCUACUACUACCAGACCUGCCCGCACCGCCAUCGCUCCAUCUCUCGCUGAAGACUCAGAACCUUCUCUCACCCUCGCGGAGCCUCACUCACCCUGCGCACCUCUCUCACCCACCAGAACCAUUCCCGUCGCUUGAUGACCCGGCCCGCCCUACCGGCAAUCAUUAUGUCGACUUUGUCCUGAGCGGAUCCCCCUGCAAUCCCGCCACCCCGGACAUUAGUCACCCUUUACGGAUCACGGAAUCACGGGUCACGGAACGCCUGCCCGCCCCUCCCCCUACCUCUCUCCCCUCGGUUUCCGCCCCCAGGAUGAAGACCGAAGACGACUCUUCCGACUACGUUUCCGCCGUGCCUCCCGUCUCAGCCUCCGACUCCGAUCCUGCUGCCAGCCUGCGGCCCUCCGGCGCCGCCACCGACCUCGAUCCGGCCGCCUAUCAAGCACCCGCCCUCUCCGGCCCCUCCACCUCGCCCACCAAGCCCUCGCAGUCCAAGCGGACCGUCUGUGACCACUGCAGGAGACGGCGAAUCCGCUGCGACGGACAGCUGCCGUGCCAGCAGUGUCUCAAUGCGAGCUUGACUUGCAAGCGGGAUCAUGUUCCCAGAAAGCGUGGCCCCAAGAGGGGCCACGGCCGUGUUAUCAAUGAGUUGAGGGCGCGUGAGAAGGAGAGAGAAAGCAGGGACAACAGUGCAGAACCUGAAGUCCCGCCAGGACGUGCCACCUACCCGUCCACGGCAUUGCCACAGGAUGUCUCGUGGCGGAACAACGCCUCGGAUCCUCGCAACGGACCAGAACCAAGGAGCAUGUUCACCUCGGAUCAGCACCAACCUAUCCACCGACCAUUCCUUCACCUAAUCCCGCAAUGUGUUGACCUCUACUACGAGCACAUCUAUCCUAUCAUGCCAGUCCUCUACAUGCCAGCGAUCCGCUCCAUGAUCACGAGGCAGAUGAACCCGUCCGAGAAGAACCUCAUCUUCGCUCUGUGUGCCCUGGUCAGCAUGCACAUGUCCGGGAAGAGCCUCAGCUUUGACGGCCCAGCCUCGUGGGAAGACGCCGGCCGCUUUUUCCUGGACGAGUGCGUGUCAAACCGGCAGUCCUAUGAUUUCAUGGAGGACAUGUCGUUGAAUGCUGUGAUAUCUUCAUUCUGGCUGUCCACCUCUUUCUUCGAGAUAAACCAAAACCGAAAGUCUUGGUUGUAUCUGAGAGAAGCACUCACCCUGGCCCAAGACAUGGGGCUGCAUGAUGAUUCCACAUACGUUAGCUUAUCCCCUCAGGAGGCUCUGUGCCGGCAACGGGUUUUCUGGAUAUUAUUUGUCACUGAAAGAUCUUUCGCCAUUUUGCGCAAUAAACCCAUCACGUUCAAGAAGACGCCAAUGUUACCUACGACGCGACAUUCAUACGAGUCGCCGGACAUUCAUGCCGGCUUCCUGCAGCUGGUGUCUUCGUAUACGCCUCUGGACGAGUCCUUUGUAUCGGCCUGGAACGAGGGAUCUGACCCGCGGGUCAGUGCAACAACCUACCUCGCUCUCCAGAAUCUUCUGGCCCAGCCUCCUUCCUUCCUUCAGCGAUCCCGCGCCACUACGCCGUCUUCAGACUCUGCCCCGGUCUUUUCUGCUCCUGUGACAGCAGCACCAUCAGUCUCGGGCUCCAAUGACGAUGCAGACGAGGAGAUAGUCCUGUCCGAGCCGACUGCCAUUCAGAAGGCUGACCUGCUGGUCACCCAGCAGUGGCUGAGGUUGAUUGUAUGGCAGGCUUCAUUUCGCCAGAGCCUUCUCAGCUGGACGGCCCCGCACGAGAGCAUGCAUUUCGCUUUUCCUCUGGCAAUCGCCCGCUCCACUGCUGCUGUCCUGCAAAGUCUUCCCAGCACCGCCGUCGAAGUACACGGCAUGGGGAUAUUCGAGAAGAUUUUCGAGAUUGGCACAUGGUGCAUGAAUGUGCUUGGCGCUGUCGAUCGGGCCAGCGCCGCUGGAACUCCAAUCAGUGGGCUGGGCUCCCUAAGCGGUGGCCUCAUGGGGAUGGACUUCUUGCCCGGAAACGGUGAUCUUGGUGUGCUUGGAGUCGGUAGGAAAGGCGCCGCCAUUGACCCGCUCGAGUUCUUCGUACGCACGCUCAGUGCAACACCAAACAGCAGGACACAGUUUGCUGAAAGACUGUUGAUGUUUGCCCAGGAGCGACCGGGCGGGAUGAGAAUGGCAUUGACGCCAUCCCUCACAUCACCCAUUCUGGGGCCUGAGGGCGGUAUGUCUAUGUCGUGGCUGACCGGGUCAAAUGGUGGCAGCCAAAUGGGUGGAAUCCUCGGGGAGGUGGUCAAAGACGAGCAGGAGCCGGAGGCCGAUUCUGAAAUGUACUCGAUGGGUGGCAACUUGAGCGUUGGACCGCCCACGUCGUCUUUUCUCGGCGACCCGCUACUCGACCCUGACAACGUCGACGCCUUUAGCACCGCUCUCAACAGCGUGGCUGCGGGUCAGCGCUCGAUCCCAGCAUCCGUGCCCGCGCUGACAACCUCGGUACCGCUUCCGGAUUGGACCAGUGACAUCAAUGGCGGGCCCCAGCAGGACUGGGAAUACGAUCUGACCAGCCCGCUGGCCGACAGCUUCAGCAACCACAUCUCGGCCUACAACAGUGGCACGGGGACCCCUAUUGGUUCCUUCACGCCUGGGACGUUCUCGAGGCAGGAUUCGGCAGACAGCUUGUAUCAAUACCAGCAAAGGCAACGGCAGCAAUUCACGAGUGGAUUCAGCAACGGCGGAAGCUCCAGCAGCAUCGGUAUGACCAAUGACUAGGACGGGAAUAUAGGGGAAUUUACAAAGGGUUUUGUUCGAAGGCUUUUCUAUGGAACGAAACAAGGUAUAACUCGGAGGCGAACGGCAUAGAAAUGGCAACAGGGGUCUUGAGCACUUUGGGGGUCACAGAUACCGUCGGCAUGUUAUUUUGGGAGGUAUGAAUCUUCCUGCUACUUUGGAGUCUCCAGGACGAUACCGGGGUGCAUUUCAAGGCGGUCGUAAUUUUUGGUGUGGUGCAUUAUUUUGGUCGCUCGUCUCCGCGUUUAUUUAGUACGAAUGCAUACCAGGAUAUGGGGUUGGGUGUGGAUACCCUAAUCAGUCCGUUGAAGAAAUUCAUCUCAUUC